Annulohypoxylon maeteangense is the source of this 1974-nucleotide messenger RNA. Its product is annotated as kinase-like protein. The transcript has 3 exons. The record is from RefSeq and is a predicted model, not a curated record. Gene Ontology annotation, biological process: peptidyl-serine phosphorylation; intracellular signal transduction. Bases 1 to 1974 code for a protein of 657 amino acids. Gene Ontology annotation, cellular component: spindle pole body. NCBI's taxonomy places the organism in Eukaryota, Fungi, Ascomycota, Sordariomycetes, Xylariales, Hypoxylaceae. Gene Ontology annotation, molecular function: protein serine/threonine kinase activity; ATP binding.
AUGUUUCCUACGCCGGGUCAGAAGGACGGCAAGCAGAUCUCUUCGGAGUCUCCUAGUACCCCGAUCAAGAAUACAUUCGUAACUCCCAUUGCGACACCGCAGGGCAGCCCCAGCAAGAAGACCAUCCCUCCCGGUGCGAACGAGCUCCCAGCUGUCUUCGACAAUGCCCUAAAGCUCAACCCCGUCUCCCUCGAUGGCCCAGUGAAGCUCGGCAGACCUCAGUCUGGUGCCCCUCUGUCUCCUGCAAAGAGUAACAUUCAACCUGUCGACGAUAUCUGCGCUGCCGGUACACCUACCAACGUCGAUAGCAGCAUCAUUCAUAAGAGUGGUGUAAACACAGAAAGUCCGUUGAAGAAGCAAGGGCAAGAGAAUACCCCGCCCUCUAAGAUUCCCAUCCGAGAUUCCGUUUAUCAGCACAACCAAGCUGCCGUGUCUCGCCAAGAACCUUACCAACUUCGAGAUACUCGACCUAUCACACCCAAUACCAAGAAAUUUAACACAUCUCGCGGUUUGACUGCCGAAGAGCUAGAGAUUCUGAAGAAGCCUAGUGUCCGUCGUUUGGUCAAUGUUACUCAACUAUACUUCCUGGACUAUUACUUCGAUCUUCUUACAUAUGUCGGUUCCAGACAGGCGCGACUAGGUGCUUUCAAGACAGAUGUACCUAAGCCACCCGAGACUAGUCAGGAGGAAUAUGACCAACUAUGGUCAAAGUACACGGGCCGAGAGCGAGCAGCGCUCCGCAAGCGCCGAAUUCGUCUUCGCCACGGUGAUUUCCAGAUCCUUACGCAGGUUGGCCAAGGCGGAUACGGACAGGUGUUCCUGGCUCAGAAGAAGGAUACCAAGGAAGUAUGCGCUCUUAAGGUCAUGAACAAAAAGCUGCUCUUCAAGUUGGAUGAGAUCCGUCAUGUUCUCACAGAGAGAGACAUUCUCACUACGGCCAACAGCGAAUGGCUUGUUCGUCUCCUGUACUCUUUCCAGGAUGACAAGAGUAUUUAUCUUGCCAUGGAAUACGUCCCCGGUGGUGAUUUCAGAACCCUUCUAAACAACACGGGCGUCCUAUCCAACCGUCAUGCUCGCUUCUACAUCGCAGAGAUGUUCUGUUCUGUGGACGCGCUCCACAAACUUGGUUAUAUCCACCGAGACCUGAAGCCGGAGAACUUUCUCAUCGACUCUAGCGGACACAUCAAGUUGACGGAUUUCGGAUUGGCGGCUGGUAAUGUGGCAUCGUCAAAGAUCAACUCAAUGCGCAUCCGACUCGAGAAAGCUUCGGAGACUGAAGUCCCAUUUGGUAAGGCCAUGGAGAAGCGAACAGUCGCAGAGCGUCGAGAGGGUUACCAGACCAUGCGUGAGAGGGACCUGAAUUAUGCGAAAUCCAUAGUAGGAUCUCCUGAUUACAUGGCCCCCGAGGUGCUUCGCGGCGAAGAGUACGACUAUACUGUCGACUAUUGGAGUUUGGGAUGCAUGCUGUUCGAGGCCCUUACCGGUUUCCCUCCCUUCGCUGGUUCCACGGCUGACGAGACGUGGCAAAACCUGAAGCAUUGGAAGGAGGUACUCAAGCGCCCCGUCUGGGAAGAUCCCAACUACUUCCUAAGCAACCGCACUUGGAACUUCAUCACUACGUGCAUCAAUUCAAAGUCUAGAAGAUUCUCGGUUAUCAAGGAAAUUCUAGAGCAUCAAUACUUUGCCGAGGUGGAAUGGAAGACUCUGAGAGAAUCCAAGGCCCCGUUCGUACCUGAGCUGGAUUCAGAGACCGACGCAGGGUACUUUGAUGAUUUUACCAACGAGGCUGACAUGGCCAAGUACAAGGAGGUCCACGAUAAACAACAGGCUCUCGAGAGCAUGGCCGACAGAGAUGAACAGAUGAGCAAAGGUCUUUUCGUCGGAUUUACCUUCCGUCACCGCAAGCCUACUACGGAAGACGGUAGCCCGCGCAAGCGAAUCCAGACCGAAGAAACCUUUGGUACGAUGCUUUAG